CGUUCAUUUACGCUAAUCUACCUACCUCACACACUCUCUCUGUCCUUUCUUCAUCUCUUCAUCUAUGCCACACCCCUCCACAGCUACAGCUACAGCUACACCAACACCAACGCGCCUCCUCUCCUCGCCACCCCCGCGCUCGCAUCACUUGCAUCAUAACCCUACCACAACCACCGCCACCGCCACCGCCGCCGCCAUAAUCAUCACGAUCAUCAACAUCAUCACAAUCAUCACCACCACCGCACCCACCAACCCCACCCCACAUCACACAUGCACAUGCACAUGCACAUCACACAACGCCGCCACUCCACUACAGUCCCGCACCUCCACAGUCCCUUGGCUGCAAACACCAUAUCGAGUUAGCAUAGCUUCCGCACCUCCCGCACUCCCGCGCGAUCGGCGCCGAAAGGAAACGAAACUAAAAGAAAAGAAAGGGGCGGCAGAGGCGUCGGCGGGAAGGCGGGAAGGACGGCAGGGAAAAGUAAGAAGGGAAGGAAAAGGAAGGGAGAGAAGAAAGUGCGUGCGUGCAGACGCAAGCAAUCAAGCAAAACAAACAAGCAACCAAGUGGCCAACCAACCAACCAACCAAGCCAACAGUGAAACAAGCAAAACCAACACACCCACCACCUAUCUGCGCUCUAAAGUGGGGGUACAUAGGGGGUAAAAGGAAAAAAAUAAAAUAAAAAUAAAAGAUAGGUGGGGGGGGGGAGUAUUAAGAAAAAGCAAAC
This is a messenger RNA of Aplosporella prunicola CBS 121167, 728 nucleotides long. RefSeq lists its product as uncharacterized. The coding region runs from base 65 to 664 and encodes 199 amino acids. The transcript has a single exon. The record is from RefSeq and is a predicted model, not a curated record. NCBI's taxonomy places the organism in Eukaryota, Fungi, Ascomycota, Dothideomycetes, Botryosphaeriales, Aplosporellaceae.